AUGAGUCCUGUUGAAAGUGUGCCAAUUGCAAUAUUGAAUCACAUAGACGAAUAUGUUGAAUUAUUGUAUGAUGAUAUUCCUGAAAAAAUUAAAGGCUCAGCCUUGAUUUUACAGCUUGCUAGAAAUCCUGAAAACUUAAUAGAACUGGCUAGAAAUGAGGCAUUGUUGAGUGCUCUAUCCCGUGUUUUGAGAGAGGAAUGGAAACGGAGCAUUGAAUUAAGCACAAAUAUAGUUUACACCUUUUUUUGUUUUUCAACAUAUAUUGAAUUCCAUUCUGUUAUAAUUCAGUACAAAAUUGGCUCACUUUGUAUGGAUGUAAUAGAUUAUGAGCUAAAGCGUUAUGAUCAGUGGAAGGAAAAAGUAGAUGGAAAGAAAACAGCACUUACUCCAGAUAAGAAUGAAAUACCUAAAAGUCGCAUACCAGAACCUAAACGGCGUCCUAAGUCUGGCACAUGGGCAGUAGCUGAUGUAAAUCUACAAAAAGCUAGGUCAUUAGUAUCUAGCUACCAUGAAGAUUUAUGUAACGCAUCUGAUGAACUUUUGUCUAAAAAUGAUGAGGAGCAACUGAAGAGAAAACUUAAAGCUUUAUCAAAAAGACAGGAGCAACUUUUACGUGUGGCGUUUUAUAUGCUGCUUAAUAUCGCAGACAAUGUUAAAGUGGAGGAGAAAAUGCAUAAGAAAGACAUUGUUGGCCUGCUCAUUGGUGCAAUGGAAAGACAUUCCAAUAUAGAUUUGCUGAUUUUGAUUGUUUCAUUUCUACAAAAACUUUCGAUUUUUAUUGAGAAUAAAACCUCCAUGGGUACAAAGGGGAUUAUUGAAAAGCUAGCUCCACUUUUAGAUUCGCCUAAUCCAGACUUGGUCAAUGUCACUUUAAAGCUUUUGUUUAAUCUGACCUUUGACACUAAGUUACGGAACAAAAUGAUAAAGUUGAAUAUGUUACCGAAAUUUAUUCAGUUUACAAGUGAUGAUAAACAAAUAACAUUGGCUAUGAAAAUAUUGUAUCACCUAAGUAUGGAUGACCGUGUUAAGGUGCUGUUUACGCAGUCGGAUUGUGUGAAACUGCUGACAGACAUGUUGCUGUUAAACGUAAACAGUGAUAUGAGCGGGGAAGCGGGCCCGGGGACAACCGAUGUGCUGCUAGCGCUGUGCGUCAACCUCGCUUGGAACGAGCGCGCUGCUCAACAGAUGACCUCCGAGGGGAGACUGCGGGAAAUUCUCGCGAGGGCAUUUAGACACCGCAACGCGAUGCUGAUGAAGCUAGUCAGGAAUCUGUCGCACCACGGACAGAACAAACUUCUCUUUGUGGAGUUUGUAGGAGAUUUAUCCGGGGCGAUCACGAGUGGCGAAGCUCCAGAGGAGUUCGUUAUCGAAUGCCUUGGGACGCUGAGCAACAUACUGAAUCCGAACAACAACAUAGACGUCUUUGCUGUCGUCGAAAGAUAUAACCUGAUCCCAUAUAUUAUGAAGGUGUUGGACCCAGGUGAGAAGUGCGAUGGUGAAGUGGUGCUAGCUGGAGUGGUGUUGGCGGGAGCGAUUUGCGUCGAAGAGCGGUGCGCGUCUGCCCUAGCCGGGGCGGGAGGCGGACACGCGUUAGUUGCAUCCCUACGUCACCGACAGGCAGACGAUGAGCACGUACUACAGACGGUGUUUGCGUUCCGGCAAAUGCUGUCACAUCCGCGAGCUGCUGAGCAUCUUGUCGCCAACACGGAGGCGCCAGCUUACCUCAUUGAUCUUAUGCAAGAUAAGAAUGUUGAGAUAAGAAAAAUGUGCGACUCCUGCCUCGAUAUUAUAUCCCAAAUGCAGAACGAAUGGGCCACGAGGAUCAAGGUUGAGAGAUUCCGAUGUCACAAUGGGCAGUGGCUGUCUGUAGUUGAGACAUUGGGAGCUGAAGGCGGUGCCGGCGAUGCGGCAGACGACUUGCCGCCGUAUCUCUCUGCAGAGUAUUUAACCACACACCGCCUCACAACUUCAGAUUCACAAGCUUCACUUAACGACGACACUGAUAGCUUUUCGGGCGAAGACUACAAUAGAGCUAAUAGUCGAAACACGCAAGACGGCCAGUCCGACGACCUGGGUAUGUCCGAUUCACUAUCAGGCAAGACGCUGGACGACGAUGCUCAGUUUUCGAAAAAUCUAAAUGUAUUUGCUUAA
Messenger RNA from Leptosia nina, 2151 nucleotides. NCBI's taxonomy places the organism in Eukaryota, Metazoa, Arthropoda, Insecta, Lepidoptera, Pieridae. The record is from the annotation of a GenBank genome assembly.